Molecule: messenger RNA, 3807 nt
Organism: Melampsora larici-populina 98AG31
Lineage: Eukaryota; Fungi; Basidiomycota; Pucciniomycetes; Pucciniales; Melampsoraceae
Exons: 18
Coding region: 1-3807 (1268 amino acids)
Biological process (GO): exocytosis; Golgi to plasma membrane transport
Cellular component (GO): exocyst; plasma membrane
Molecular function (GO): phosphatidylinositol-4,5-bisphosphate binding
Source: RefSeq, a predicted model, not a curated record
AUGUCAGUCGAUCCAGAAAGUAUCAGAAAACAUAUCAUCACUUCUCUCUUUUCUUCUUCAUCGAAAGGAAGCGCUGGUCAAACUGGCCAAUCCUACAUAUCUCAUUGUAAAACUUGGGAGGAUGUAUCAACUGGUGAACGGAAACCGCGUUAUAUCUUGUUAGCUGUUGGACCCUCGGGACAGGUCUUCUUACACAAGUCUAAACGCAAUUCUAAUGGUAGUUUCUCGAUUGGAAAGACUUGGGAUGUCAUUGAUCUUCGAGGGGUCGAACUCAUCAACGACUCAGCUUUCAAACUGUCACUCGGUUCGCGUUCGUACACUUGGAUGGCUGAAGAUGUGUACGAACGCGCCGAGUUUGUCAACUUACUCGUCCGAUCUUUUCGUCAAUGCGCCAAUGGGAAGCUACCCUCUAUGAUCGGUCUUCCCGACGAUGACUACACUAUUCCCGCUUACGCUAUCCCUUCAUCUGCGUUUCCAUCCAGUCCUUCUCAUGCUCCAGUCAUCCGCGGUGGAGGCCAUCCAUCGCCAUCAGCCGCUCGAUCUCAGCCAAGCUCUCGCAAGCCCGUCCUAUCGGCUCAAAUCUCAGAGACGAAUUCAAUUGCUAGCUCGAUCAAGCCUUCCGGUACGCCCACCCCACUCACUCCGACUCGAUCCGAAGCUGUCGCAUCGCAUGCCACCAGCGUCGAACCUCAUACAAGUCCUUCUCGUGCAUCAUCUUCUCUCUUACCACGGUUUGAAACGAGCUCUCAGCGUUCUCGUACACCUGACACUGAUGGUGAUAGUAUCGGCAAUCGACGUGGACUUAAGCAAAUGACACCGGUCUCACCCCGUCCCCUCAAGUUCAACAAAAGUAAAUCUCCUACCAAUAAUCUGAAGGAGCCAGUGACCCCCUCCAUCAGCCGGUUAAUCAGUUCUCCACUUCGUUCGACAAACGAAGAACGUCCUUCUACUAGUUCCUCUCUACAACAGCAACCACUACCCAAUUCAUCUCAAUCAGCACAAGAGCCACCGAGACCAAUAAGUUUGGCAGCUGCCGGUUUAUCUCGUCAUGAACAAGAAGGAAUACCACGGAGAGGCAAAUCGUCAAAUCCAGCAGAUGAAGACAUAGAUUUCAUUAUGAAACCUGCGGUAAAUCAGGAAGGCGAAGAAGCUGAACCAUCCAAAGGAACAGUGGAAGCACAACAUGAUAUACUAGCCAAUGUUGAAGAAAUGUUGGAAGGAUUUGAGUGGAGGAUGAUUGGAACAAGGGUCGAAGGAGUUGAUCUGAUUGAAGAAAGGCUACUCAACGAACUCAAAGCGUUGGAAUUAGCUGAGAUUCAUGCAAUAAUUGAGAACGAUGACCGGGUAGAUUUGAUUGGGAAGAGUCUCGAUGACGGUCUAGCUCAGUUAGAUAAGAUGGAAGCUAUGCUAAGCUUGUAUCGAACUCAACUCAAUCUUGUGAGCGAUGAGGUCACGCAUAUUGAAGGACAGAACAGAGGUCUUCAAGUCCAGAUAUCAAAUCAAAGAUCGUUGUUGGAGGAAAUCGAAGAACUCAUGCAAACCGUCCACAUUCCACGUGAUGUACUGGAUUCAUUAGUCCGGGAACCACUUGAUAAGCCAGAAGGUGUAAAUAACUUAGAGAAAUCGAUCACCAUCCUCUACAAGGCUAUCCUCUCGGUCCGCGAUAUGGGUAAUGCAGCUGCAGUAGCUGCUGCUGACGAUCCAGUCGAUGAAUACAAGCGAGAUGCGAAGCAGUUCUGUAAACGGGUAUACGAGUUUCUGGCCGUAAUGUUCAAGUAUGAGUUUUUGAAAGACUCGAGCAACGAAACAAUUAUAGCAAACUUAAGCUUGCCGUCGCACGAGCCUUUAGAGAAGUACUUGGGCACGUAUUGUGGAUUGACUUUAUUCAUGAAGGAGCUAGAUGAAGCCAGAUAUCAACAAUUGUGUGCAGCUUACUUUGCCACCUUUAGUGACUUGCAUAAGAAAGAAAUCAGUGCAUUAUUCGAGGCUUGUCGGUCGCAGAUUCGUAAGCCGACUGAAGAGGAACUUGAAGCUACUUUUGCCGCAACAGUCAUCCAGUCACCGACUAAUGCGAAGGUCUCAGCGACACGCAAACCAUUAGCAAGAUUUGAUCGAAAAGAUAAGAAAGGUUCAGGUGGAACCGGUCAAGGAGAGAUGACAGCUGGGAAGGGUUUAGAGAUCAUAUCUGUAUCAGUUUUGAAGAACUUGGAACGCGAACAGAACUUUGUUCGAGAUCUUUUGAAUGUUCAAUCGGCCGAUGAUGAAUUAGAUAACAUGAUCACAUUUGCAGAUUAUGCUGACUUGGAAGGUUAUUUUAGGAAAGCUGCAUUAGCUGGUAGUGGUCUGAAAGGGAAUAAAUUCAAGGAUAUCUUGAGUGUCAUGGAUUUGAUUUUUGGAUUCUUGCCUGGUGUGAUUAAGGAUUGGAUCGAUUCUUUUGUCGCUAGAGAUCCAUUGCAGAUGGUGAGUGUGCUGGCCGCGCUCGACACGACGAUCAAAGCUGCCCAACAAAUCAGAAAUGAGUAUUGGUUGAAGACUCUCGAAGUCCAACAACGAAAGUCAUUGAGUCUCUUUGAAAAAUACGUCAAAGACCAAUUAAAGGCAAUUGAAACAACCAAACUGACGGUGAAGAAACGAAAAGGGGUGGUUGGGUUCAUUGCAACAUUUCCGGAUUUUGUGAUUCGAGUGGAACGACAAAUGGAAGUAGUAGACGAUCAAGCAAAUCCGACCCGUAAAUUGGUAGACAAAGUCUAUGGUCAGAUUGUACAAUCUAUGUUCGAGUCAUUGCAGACGAUGGCGAAAAAUGAUGAGGAUCAAACACCAGCUGUGGGAGGUGGAGGUGGCAAUCAAGAAGACAGAGAUAAAGAUAGAUUGAACUAUCAUACAUUGAUUAUCGAAAACAUGCACCACUUUGUCACGACGGCCUCUAAAGUCAAUGUGUCGGCAUUAGGUCACUGGUUGGAAAAAGCCAAGGAACAGUACGAUCAGAAUUUGAAUUUGUACAUCCGUUUGGUACUUCGACGGCCUUUGGCUCGAUUGAUUGACUUCUUCGAAGGCAUUCAACAAUUAUUAAGAACUACGUCUCCUAGUGAGAUUUCAAUGCAUAGUCAAUACACGAAAUCGGCCUUAAAACGAGCGAUUUCAUCCUUUGAUAAAAAAGAUUUGAAGAAAUCCAUCGAAGCACUUGCCAAAAGAGUAGAAAAACAUUUUAAUGAUUUAGCCAAUCCAUCAGCUGUGAUGAAUACAGUUUGGAGUGCAUGUGAAGCUGAAUUAAGGAAAUGGAUUGAAGAAUGGAAUGGAGUGAUCUUGAAAUGUUAUGGUAUUGAAACUCAUGGUUUAGAAAUCGGAGUUGAAGAUGUUAAAGCUUCAUUUUUAAAAUAUAAACCUGAACAUUCUUCUUUAACUGCCUGUCAAGGCUUGGUAAUGGCAAGGGGGUGCUGUGAGGAUCACGGCUUAUCACGACCUUUCACAAUCUCUAUGUUGCAGGCCAUUGCAUUACCACCUACGAUUGCGGCAAACGGCCUGCACCACCAUCAUCGUUCCUCAUUCGGUCCAUCCUCUGCUUUGAAAUCCAUACGAUUGUUACCUUUCGACACCUUUCGAAGCGAUCUUCCGAAGUGCCAUUGGCGAUAUAUUACCAGACAUAGAUUGCAUUAUUAUUUGGGAAAACUCGCGUUUCACUUCAAAACGGUCAGAUUCACCUUCGAAUCAACCUGCUACCUGAGUGACUCUUCAUCAAACAUUCACGCCCGGCGUUUCGAAUGCAACGCCGCACGCGCGAUAGUCCGAUGUCCUCUCCAACCAGAAUGA